Messenger RNA from Coregonus clupeaformis (lake whitefish), 2948 nucleotides. Its product is annotated as megakaryocyte-associated tyrosine-protein kinase. Gene Ontology annotation, biological process: protein phosphorylation. NCBI's taxonomy places the organism in Eukaryota, Metazoa, Chordata, Actinopteri, Salmoniformes, Salmonidae. Gene Ontology annotation, molecular function: ATP binding; protein binding; protein tyrosine kinase activity. The record is from RefSeq and is a predicted model, not a curated record. The transcript has 13 exons. Bases 581 to 1933 code for a protein of 450 amino acids.
CUCAGGUCAUGGAAAUCUGAACGCACUACCAGCGCUUUGGAAAAUUGAUGUAAUUAUACUUUCCUGUGGAUAUGUUGUCUCACAUUCCUACCGCCAAAAGGACCAACCGGUAAAGUACGUUAAAAUAUACAUUUAUUCAACAUUCUGGCUUGUAGAGCCAGAGGAAACUUUCCUGAUUCAAAUGAUAAUUUCUGCAAUUCAACGUCGGGUUUCCAGGCAAGGUGGUGAGUAAUCAUUGAAGCGCUGGCUAGUAUUCGAAGAUGCGUUUUUGAUUAACUUACAACACACAACCUCUUAUGUUCUUGUCAUCGGAACUUUUAACUGCAUAAAGGAAUUAGGAAGUAGCUAUUUCUACCGCGAUUCUCUUUGUUACUAAAUAGCCUGUAAUGCGACGCGCCGGGGCAAUUGGUCACUGGCGUCCUCACCCAUUCCACAAAUCGAAACUGCGAUGAGAAAUGUGACCGAUCGAAUCAUUACAUUACAUUUACAUCCUAAUGCUGAUCAACAUUGUGAACAAAUGUAGUGUUAUUGGUGUUCUUGUUACUGAUGAAUUUACAUCCAUCCAGACUUAUUCUUGAGGAUGGCAACGAAGAGUUUGGCGUCCGGCACACAAUGUGUUGCCAAGAGUGACCACAGCAAACCUAAAGCUGGUGAACUGGCCUACUGCAAAGGAGACAUCCUCACUAUUGUGGAAACAGGAACGGGGAAAGGACAUUACAAGGCCAGACACAACACCACAGGAGAGGAAGGACUCAUCUCUGCCACUAACGUGCGAGAACGAGAGGCCAUUCGCGUCAAUCCCAGUCUCAGUCUCAUGCCCUGGUUCCAUGGGAAGAUCUCAGGUCCUGAGGCGGUGUCCGAGCUGCGGCCUGUGGAGGAUGGCCUGUUCCUGGUGCGGGAGUCCAUCCGUCACCCUGGGGAUUACGUGCUCUGUGUCAGCUACUCCAGCCAGGUCAUCCACUACCGAGUCAUCUACCAGGACAGCAAACUGACCAUCGACAAAACCCAGUACUUCUACAACCUCUUAGACAUGAUAGAGUUCUACUCCAAGCACGAGGGAGCUAUCGCCACCAAACUUCUAAAGGCCAAAGAGAAGGAGGGAACCAAGUCAGCUGAGUUGGAGCUGUCUAAAACGGGAUGGCUGCUGGAUAUCAGGAAGCUGACCUUGGGAGAGAGUAUCGGGGAGGGGGAGUUUGGAGCCGUGUAUGAAGGAGACUACAUGGGCCAGAAGGUGGCAGUAAAGAACAUUAAAUGUGAUGUAACGGCUCAGGCAUUCUUAGAAGAGACCACUGUUAUGACGAAAUUACAGCAUAAGAAUCUGGUGCGGUUGUUGGGGGUGAUCCUACACAAUGGACUGCACAUCGUCACAGAGCUCAUGGCCAAGGGUAAUCUGAUGAACUUCCUCCGGACGAGGGGCCGUUAUGUCAUCGGCACUGACCAGCUACUACGCUUUGCACUAGAUGUAUGUGAGGGUAUGGAGUACCUGGAGUCUAAGAGGUUGGUCCACAGAGACCUAGCGGCCCGUAACAUCCUGGUCUCCAACGAGGGCGUGGCCAAGGUCAGUGACUUUGGAUUGACCAAGUUGGACUGCAAUGCCUCAGACAAUGCUAAACUACCAGUCAAAUGGACAGCCCCUGAAGCCCUGAAGAAAGAGAAAUUCUCUACACGGUCAGAUGUAUGGAGCUACGGUGUUCUCCUCUGGGAGACGUUCUCCUAUGGUCGACAACCCUACCCUAAGAUGUCUCUGAAGGAGGUGAAGGAGCAUGUGGAGCAGGGUUACCGUAUGGAGGCUCCAGAGGAGUGUCCCCCCAGUGUCUACGCCCUGAUGAGGUGCUGCUGGGAGGCUGAGCCCAGGAAGAGGCCCUCCUUCCAUAAACUACAGGAGAAGCUGGAGAGAGAGCUGACCAAACACAGCCCUGGCCCUGGCUGCUGAAGUCACUUUAAUAAUCCUAUUCAAAUAACUAUUGUUCUUUGUUUUGAGCUGCCUGGAGCAGGGACAGUAACCUGGGCAGGUGGACCCAAGUGGUUACCGCUCGCUUCACAGCUUUCCCGGGAAACUCAACGUAUUAUAGCAUCACACGGACGAAAGAGUAGCGGAUGAAGGAGUUCGCUUCUGCUGCAUGUUAUGUUUCUUUUUAAUGGAAUGAACUACUGUAAUGAAGAGUCCUUACACUUAUUUCUAUCUGUGGUAAUAGAGGGAGCAGCUCAGCUCGUCAUAUCUCCACACCCCAAUUCUGUUUCCUGAGUAACAUAUUAUUUGUGUUACCAAUAUGUGUUCAUUAUUUUUCUUUCAUAAGAGACAGAGAGCGAAAAGGAGAGAGGGAGAGCGAGAGAGAUGGAAAGAGGAAAAAUGCUUAUCCGGGAUUAAAUCCCAGAUCAUCCGUAUCUGCUUGUUUCAGACUGUAAUUGUCCAGCAAUAUGCCCUGCGACUCGGAGCUUAAUAUGUGAAAUCUUGAAUGUUAUUGCUGAUAUUAGGAAGGAAUUACAAAUCCGACAACAGUUUGUCUGUGUACAAGCUCUGAGGAGCUACAGGGGAUUGGGACGGAAUAUCCUAUUUUCUUUUCAGUUCAUUUGCCAUAAAUGUAGUAGGCCUAUACUCCCAUAAAACCAGUGACUCAUCAGGCCUUAGUCGAUCUAUCUAUCUGUGUAAAGGGAUUUUUUUUAUUAAAUCCAGUUCCUAAAAGCAAAGGGGGUGCUCGGAUUGAACAGUAACUUUUGGACUUUGGACAAUGGACAUUUACAAAGAAGAGAAACAUGCUGCAUCCGGGGUUUACAAUUUAAAAAAUAAAAUAAUGUAGAGCAUAUAAGGGACUUAUCUCUAAAACAACCAAGGUUCUCCUGUCUUCAAGCAGCCAUGAUUAACUCAGCCCAGAUUAGAGAGGGGAGAGCUUUUUAUUUUAUUAUUGUUGUCACGUUACAACCCAAAUUAAAGAUGUCAUUAGUUUUAA